Messenger RNA from Camelina sativa (false flax), 934 nucleotides. The record is from RefSeq and is a predicted model, not a curated record. NCBI's taxonomy places the organism in Eukaryota, Viridiplantae, Streptophyta, Magnoliopsida, Brassicales, Brassicaceae.
AAAGGAAACUUAAUUGCACUAGACAAUUCCAGAACAAUGUAGAAACAAUAACCUUCAUCUAUAUAUAUAUAUAAAUUCAAGAGAACACACACAAACCAAAUCUCUGAAUUGUCUCUCAUAAUAACAACUAGCUAGCGGCAAGAAGAAGAAGAAGAAGAAGGAAGAGUUUUUAAAAAGAUGAUGACUGCGAACGAAACAGAAGCAUUGUUAUGCGCCGGAGGCUGUGGGUACUACGGCAACCGAGAGAAAAACAAUCUAUGCUCUCUCUGCUACAAACAGAGUGUUCUCGAACAACAAUCGGCCGCGCCUUUAAGAUUCGAACUAGAGACUCCUCCUACGAGUAGUCCCGUCGCUGCUGAAGAACCGGUCGGAAAACGAAGGUGCGGUAUAUGUAAGAGGAAGGUAGGAGUGUUGGGAUUCAAGUGCAGAUGCGGACACAUGUUUUGCGGGUCACAUCGGUAUCCGGAGGAGCAUUCUUGUCCCUUUGAUUACAAACAAUCUGGACGGGUCGCCUUGGCCACACAGUUGCCUUUGACUAGAGCUGACAAGUUGCAAAGGUUUUAGUGUUAUUUUCUAGACUUAAAAAAAGAGUCGUGGAUCUUUUGAUUCCUUGGCGUUGUUGUUUGAAUUCUUUUUUACGAAUAAUAGUUUUAGCUAAGAAGACGCAGAGAGAUCCAAAAACGAGCAAGCCAAUUUUCAAUUUAAAAGGUCAAAUAAAAAUUAAGGGCAUAGACUAAAACUAUGAUUAGGACGUUGUAUGGUCUUUUGAUAAAUUCAAUAAUACUAUUUGAAAUACAAAAAUCGAAGAGAUAACACGUAUGGCAGCUAAAACAGUUUGUAGUUAAGAGUUAGACAGAGUGUCAAUACACCAGCGUCUCAAUAAUCAUACAGAAACUUUGCUGAUUGAUAUAAACCUCAUCAGCUAUUGACCUUA